This is a messenger RNA of Eublepharis macularius, 2226 nucleotides long. RefSeq names its product protein tyrosine phosphatase non-receptor type 20 (gene PTPN20). The transcript is spliced from 10 exons. Gene Ontology annotation, biological process: protein dephosphorylation. The coding region runs from base 146 to 1234 and encodes 362 amino acids. The record is from RefSeq and is a predicted model, not a curated record. Gene Ontology annotation, molecular function: protein tyrosine phosphatase activity. Lineage: Eukaryota; Metazoa; Chordata; Lepidosauria; Squamata; Eublepharidae.
AGCGCUUAACUGGGCUUCCUCGGGUAGCCAGUGGGAUGAAUAUCCAUUACAGAAUGAAUCGACACUGCUGGAUGGAUGCGGUGGCCAGAAAGUCCUAGGCGCCCACCCAGACUUCACUUUACAAGGCCGUGAAGAAUCCAGUCAAAUGAACAACCAGGAAUCGGACUGUAAAAAUGCCUCCCCUCAUGGAUCUGGGUGCUUUGAAAGCCCGCAGAAAAAACACAGCAAUGAAAAACAAAUCGUGGAAUCGUGUCUAAAUGAAGAUGAAGCCAUAGCCAAGAGGCUUUCUGCUAUGCCCAGAGGCGUAACCCUUGUCACUGAAGAAGAACUGAUGCAGCUGGCACACAUUAAGCCAACACACAGAAAAAACGGCCUGCAGCAGCAUAUUGGACUUCUUAUCCAAAAUCUUCAGAAACAGAUUGAACAUCAAGAAAUGCUGAAAGAGUUUGUUGACUUAGAACAUAUCAAGCCAACUGAUGAUUGCCUCAUUGGCAAAGCACCAGAAAACCGGGAAAAGAACAGAUACCGUGAUAUCCUGCCAUAUGAUGAGACACGAGUUCCCAUUGGGGAGACGAAGGGAUACAUCAAUGCUAGCUAUAUCCAUGUGCUAGUGGACAAAGAGGAGCUCUUCUACAUCUCUGCGCAGGGUCCUCUACCGUGCACUAUGAAUGACUUCUGGCAAAUGGUCUGGGAAAACCACUCCAAUGUCAUUGCCAUGAUUACAAGAGAGAUGGAACGCGGGACCUCCAAAUGCCAUCGAUACUGGCCUGAGCCGCCCUUCACUUCUCUGGAUUUGCUCAGGUUUCAUCUGCGACUCGAUAACUAUCAGAUCCUGGAGUGUUUCAUUAUUAGAAUAAUAGAAAUUAUGAACAAAAGGACGCAAGAAAAGCGCAUUGUGCAGCACCUCCAGUUCACAACCUGGCCAGACCACGGCACUCCCAGAUCGUCAGAGAACCUUGUCAAGUUUGUUCGCUUCAUGAGGAAAGUUCACAAGACAGGCCCCGUCAUCGCCCACUGUAGUGCCGGGAUUGGCAGGAGUGGCGUGUUGCUCUGUGUGGACAUUUUGUUGACCUACAUAGAAAAUGAUAUGCCUUUUGACAUCAAGAAGAUAGUAAGAGAUAUGAGACAUCAGCGCUUUGGCAUGAUUCAAACCAAGGAGCAGUAUGUGUUUUGCUAUGAAAUCGCGCUUGCAGUUUUGAAGAACAUUCAGAACAUGAAUCCCUUGCUGCAGUAAUAAGGAAACCUCUGCUGUCCCUGCCUCUCUUUGGCUCUCCUUGUUCCUUGCAAUUCAUUCAGUCAUGAUGCCCCAAGGAUACCGAAAGGUGCUGUACAAAUGGAAUUUGUUGCAUAGCAGUGCUUGGAAAACGAGGAGUUCUAAAGCAUUAUGUAGGAAAAAUAGGCACACCGAGAGUAGACAUGUGGCUGAGAAUGGGCUAUGAAAUACACGUGCUUGUCUCUGAACUCAAAUCUGCUUGUAUUUGUAAUGGUCUGUUAAUGCCCAGGAAAUUAACUGGGAUUAAUGGCUUCUAGGGGAUUUCCCUUGUGUGAGAGAUGUUCCAGGGUUACUAAGAGUAGGAAUACACAUUGUGAAUUAUGUAGGGAUGCUCAAGUGAAGGAUUUUACGUGUGGUCCUCAAUUCACGUGGAGGCUGUUCUUGCUCGCCGCAUGUGAAUGCCGUUUUCAUGGGAUCUCCCUUUGUGUGAUUGCAUCUGCAAGUGAGUUUGGAGGGCAGAGUGCCAAUUCAGUUCUGUUUUCGCUGCAAGAACAAGUACUGUAGGCUCUUUUGACUUGCUAAUUUGCGUUUCUUUAAGGUGUGAGAAUGUGUCAAGAUCUGUAUUUCAAUGAAUGGAUGUGGGGGGUGGGGGAAACUAGGAUACUUUCAGCAGUUGAGGAGGAACUGAUAUCGAACGCAUGAAUGUAUUCACAUGUAACAAAUUGAAGCAUGACUGUGUGAGCGAGUGCAUGGAAAGCUGAAGGGGGGUCACAUGAAAUGAGGUUCAUUUGAGCAUCCCUAGGGACUCAAUAACGUGUCUUUCCAUGCUAAGAGCUGGCUUUUCCUUAUUGGCCUCCAGCAAUGGAGGCUUGUGAGCCUACGUUUCGGACAGACCUGCUCCCCCCCCCAUGACAAUGUUCUCCAGAAAAGAUGCAGCUCAUCCCCAUCUUGUGGCUUAAGAUGUGUGACUUUGGCCAGUCUCAGUCAUCAGCAUCCUCGGAAGUCUUGCUUUA